Molecule: messenger RNA, 2172 nt
Organism: Funneliformis caledonium
Lineage: Eukaryota; Fungi; Glomeromycota; Glomeromycetes; Glomerales; Glomeraceae
Source: the annotation of a GenBank genome assembly
AUGGCUACUUUAGGUAGCGGUGCUAUAACUAUUUUACAAGAAAAAUUUGGUGCCGCUGGUAGAAUGCAUAAACCAAUUAAAAUAUUAAGCGAUGAUGCAAGGGUCAGAUUAGCACAACAAUCGCAUAAAACAGAUACUGUUUCGGCUAAUAACGUUAUUUCACGCAUGAGCUUACCUACUCAAGAGGAAAGGUUCUUACAAUUUCAACCUCAGGACUUUCCAAAUCUUUUGAUGCCCGUUAAUCGUAGAAGACGUUCUCAAUCUGUGAACAAACAUCCAGAUGAUACUGAAAAAAGAAUCAGAAUCGUCUUCAGCUAUCUUAUUACAGGAUUUUCCUUGGAAACCGCAAAAUUAUCUAUGAGGGCUGGUUUGGGUAUUGCGAAAACUGUUACCGGUGUAAUAUCGGAUAGAUUGGUUCAAACUAUAUCAAGGGAUGCUGAGACUGAAGAUAUGAAAGAAAACAUUUAUGAUGAAUUAGAAUAUUUGUUACUUGAAGAUGAAGGGGAUGAAGAAUUGAUGCUACUGGAGAUUAAAUAUUCAAAAUUUGGUAUUUGCGCUUAUGAUUUUAAAAUCGCUAUUAUUGAUAAAAUACUUUUCCCAAAGUUCCCAAUUAAAUCACAGAGGUGGAAGGAACGUGGUAGAUUACAUAGAUCUUCGUUCGCGUCUAAUACCGAUUUACCAUUUGAUAGUAUAAUUGAUUCUCACACACAAAACACCAAAAAAUCCAAUCUAAGGGGUACGAUGAGUAUAUGGUACCGAUCUAGUCUGUCGAUUAUCGUUAGGACAUGUAAGAGAUUUGUAAGAUUUUUGGGAUCUAAUAAACAAAAAGGUGGGGAAGAAGGACAGGAAACGGCAAGUAGAAAAGAUAAAGAAGAGUUUGAGAAUUUCUUUUGGAGAGCACGACAAGAUGUUUAUAAACAUAUGCAAAAUGAAAAAUUAUAUCCGCCCGGUACAGUUUAUUGGAUUAUCGGAAAUGAAAGAAAACCUUAUUGUGAUGCUCGUGAUGACGAUGAAGCAGAAGGGAGCAAUAAAGAAGAAGAAAAGGCUUCUGACGUUAAAGGAAACGGAAACGAAAAAGAAUGUAAUGUUAACAACGAUGAUGAUAUAUUUGAGAAAAAGGGUAACAUUACGACGAGUUCUGAUAAACAGUAUAUAAUGUUGGAAAUUGAUGAUGAAUCAAAAAUCUUUGAAAAAAUUUGGUUUUCUUCUCAUAUGUAUGGUAAGAUAACAACAAAUAAUUCGUUGAGAUUACAUCCAAAAUUUGGAAAGAAUCAAAAUUUACCAAUUGAUGAUGAAUUUAAGGAACGUUUAAAAAAAUUAUUGCAUAAUUUUCAAGCACCUAUCCGAUACGUCAUUGCUUAUGGUAGUGGCGUAUUUCCGCAACAAGUUGGACAUCCACAACAUUGGCAUUCAUUAAACAUUAAUCAAAAUAGAAAUCAUUAUAGUUUUAUGGGCACUUUAGGUAGCGGUGCUAUAACUAUUUUACAAGAAAAAUUUGGUGCGGGUAUUUAUUAUAAUCCAUAUGUCAAAGUCGAAGAUACGUUGAUUAAAUAUGGGGUCGUUUCAAUAGAUAAAAUGUGUAAAGACUUAUUAAAUUGGGAAACACUUUAUUUAGCAGGUAGAAUGCAUAAACCAGUUAAAAUAUUAAGCGAUGAUGCAAGGGUCAGAUUAGCACAACAAGUAAAUUUAGCAAGUGCAUUACGUACUGCCUUGCUUUUAUUACCAAAAGAUUUUACGGAAGAAGAACUUUAUCUAACAAUCUCUUCCAUAUCAUUUAAAGGUGAUUUUCGUAAAUAUUUCGGAGAAAAUCCCAAUAAGAUAAGGAAUGUUGUAUCAAGACAAAUGAAUAAUUUUAAUUUAUUAUAUGGAGGAUUAAUUCAAGGAUUACCUAUCGUUGAUUUUGUCGCAAAUGGGAAGUUGCAGCAAGAUGAUAGUCCAAAGGCAAGAGCACAAAUGAUACAGAAAUUACCUAGAACAUUAAAGUAUAAAGUACAAGAGGAACAUAGAAUGGUAUUGGCUGGGAAAGGAAUCCAUUGGCCGUCAGGAUUGAGAGACAUUAUAUUUAAACCGGUAUUAUCACAAAGUUUAAAAGGAAUAUUAACAGCUGGAUUAAGUAAGAGCACAACAUAUGCUUGUAGUAAAAUAGGAAAAUGGAUCAGGAGGCCAGCAUAA